Messenger RNA from Protomyces lactucae-debilis, 393 nucleotides. RefSeq lists its product as uncharacterized. Bases 1 to 393 code for a protein of 130 amino acids. Gene Ontology annotation, molecular function: protein heterodimerization activity. The record is from RefSeq and is a predicted model, not a curated record. The transcript has 2 exons. Gene Ontology annotation, biological process: rRNA (guanine-N7)-methylation; peptidyl-glutamine methylation; tRNA methylation. NCBI's taxonomy places the organism in Eukaryota, Fungi, Ascomycota, Taphrinomycetes, Taphrinales, Protomycetaceae.
AUGAAGCUCCUCACUACCAACUUCCUCACUUGUGCCGUCAAACAAUGUCGCGGCACUGCUGAAGCCUAUCCGCUGAAUCUGAGUGAUUGCCAACUAGAGAUCAGCGAGCUUGACUUCAAUCCUGCUUUUCUGACCAAUAUUCUACCACGUAUCGAGUGGCCUGCGCUUGUCAAGACGUGUGCGCAACUAGGAAGUACUGCGCUACCGUCAGAAAAGCCAGAAAGUUUGUCAAUAGAGAAGGAGGAUGAUUUGGCUGUUCUCAAAUCGCUGCACAAUCUCUUGCUCGAGACAUCCAUCAAGGAAGGAAAGAUGACAUGCGGUCGAUGUGAUCAUAUCUAUCUUGUCAAGGAAGGCAUCGCCAAUAUGCUCCUACACGAACAUGAAGUGGCAUGA